Sardina pilchardus (European sardine) is the source of this 1235-nucleotide messenger RNA. RefSeq names its product biliverdin reductase B (gene blvrb). The record is from RefSeq and is a predicted model, not a curated record. Gene Ontology annotation, molecular function: biliverdin reductase [NAD(P)H] activity; riboflavin reductase (NADPH) activity. NCBI's taxonomy places the organism in Eukaryota, Metazoa, Chordata, Actinopteri, Clupeiformes, Clupeidae. The coding region runs from base 114 to 737 and encodes 207 amino acids. The transcript has 5 exons.
AAAGCUACACGGUCUGAACUUAGAUAACCACAAUCGACCGAAAAGCAACGGCACUAAACAACCGACUCUAUUCAGCUGAUUUAAUCGCUUAGUCGGAGACAAAUCUUUAAAGUAUGUCAGGUUCCAUAAAAAAUGUUGCAAUAUUUGGAGCUACGGGAAUGACUGGACUGGUGACCUUACCGCAAGCAGUUGCGGCAGGCUACAAUGUUACCGUUCUGGUGCGUGACCCGUCUAGACUUCCUGCCGACCACAAGGCGUCCAGGGUGGUGGUGGGGGACGUCCUGAACAAAGAUGACGUGAAGACCACUAUGGAGGGUCAGGACGCGGCCAUCAUCAUACUGGGAACCAGAAGUGACCUCAGUCCGACUACAAUGAUGUCAGAAGGGACAAGAAACAUCAUCAACGUCAUGAAAGCCAGAGGUAUCCGUAAAGUCAUUGGAUGCAUGUCAGCCUUCCUCCUGUGGGACCGGUCCAAAGUGCCCCCCCGCCUGGUCCCGGUCACUGAGGACCAUGACAGGAUGUACACCGUUCUGAAGGAGUCCGGCCUGGACUACGUGGCGGUCAUGCCACCUCACAUCGCUGACAACCACCCCCUGACAGAGAAGUACACCGUGACUGAGAACAUGCUGAAGGGAAGGGUCAUCUCCAAACACGACCUCGGACACUACUUCGUCAAGUGCCUCUCCAUCUCCGACUGGGACGGGAAGACCGUUGGGCUCUGCGGAGAGUACAGUUAAAACUUGUGUGUCAAAAAAAGAAUAUUUUUUAUAUAGUUUAAUUUGCGUGUUUGUGUGUGCACAAUGUUACUGACCCGUACUUACUCAGUGAGCUGCCAGUGUUGAUAUGUGGACUAUUUUGACAAGAUGAAAUAACUAACAGUGUUAACAAGUUAUUUACAGAAACACAAUGGUCUGUUGGUAUCAAACAUAUAAACAUAUUAAAUAGUCUAUCUGUAUUGUAGGCUACGUAGUAUCAGAUAAUGUGAUUGACACAAGUUACCUUGUCGGCUUGUCCUAACUCAGUCAGUCACAUUAUAGGCCGUACAAGGAAAUAAAUGUUUUCAAAGGUGUUUUGAUACAACAUGCCUUUUGGUCAAUUUUUUAUUUGUCAUGGUUUGCUUUUUAUUUGAUGUGUAUCAUUAUCAAGACCACUGCUAAACCAAUUAGUAUUCAAGGAGCUUGUCAUUUUUUGUAAUGUUUUAUUAAAUCAUAUUUCAAAUAAAAAAUAUAACUAUG